Molecule: messenger RNA, 3066 nt
Organism: Castor canadensis (American beaver)
Lineage: Eukaryota; Metazoa; Chordata; Mammalia; Rodentia; Castoridae
Gene: Ccdc63
Product: coiled-coil domain containing 63
Biological process (GO): cilium movement; outer dynein arm assembly
Cellular component (GO): axoneme
Source: RefSeq, a predicted model, not a curated record
CAGCAGUUCCGGAAGAUGGUGCAGAGUCGCAAGUCCUUCAACUUCCGGAAUCAGCUGAAGAUCGCCAGCCAGUACAAGGAAAUCGAGAGUCUGAAAGCUGAACAGGAUGAACUCACCCUGCUCCUGGGUCUCCUGCGGUCAUCCAAGAACCUGAAUCUGAAUCAGAAGAACUACGUGGAACUGAGUUUCCUGCUGCAGACCAAGGAGGACUACGAGACGCUGAUUAAAUCCAUGAAGGUGCUGCUGGCCGAGCUGGACGAGAAGAUUGUUCACAUGGAAAAAAAAAUCACAAAACAAAGACAGAUCUACUUAAAAACACAAGAGAUCCAUAGUCCCCGGAAGCUGCAGAAACAGAUUCACAUUUUGGAAACACGGUUGAAUGUCGUCACCGUUCACUUUGACAAAAUGAUGACCAACAAUGCCAAGCUCCGGAAGGAAAUCGAGGACCUCCGGUUCGAGAAGGCCGCAUAUGACCACGUCUACCAGCAGCUCCACCGGCGUCUGAUGAUGCAGAAGAAAACCAUGGACUCAGCCAUCGAGCAGUCAGCCCAGGCCUAUAAGCAGAGGGUGGAAGCCAUGGCUAGAAUGGCUGCCAUGAAAGACCGCCAGCAGAAGGACAUCUCUCAAUACAACCUGGAGAUCCGGGAGCUGGAGCGGCUGUAUGACCACGAGACCAAGCUCAAAUCCUUCCUGCUCGUCAAGCUGAACGACCGCAGUGAAUUCGAGGAGAAGGCCAAAAAGGAAGAAGCACCGAAGGCAAGGAAACACGGCAAGGAGAGCAAGGGUGAGAGCUUCGAGAGCUACGAGGUGGCACAUCUGCGCCUGCUGAGGCUGACCAAGAAUGGGGACCUCAACCAACUCAUCGAGGACUUCAUGGCCAAGGAGGAGAAGAAUUUCGCCCGGUUCACGUACGUCACGGAGCUCAACAACGACAUGGAGACCAUGCAGAAGAAGACGCAGAGGAUCCAGGACGAGAUCAUCCACCUGCGAUCCCGGCAGCAGGUGACCCAUGAUGACAGCCGGACCGUCCUGGCACAGAUGGAGGAGAAUCUGAAGAAGACCAUGGAGGAGGCGGACAUGUUCGAGAACAAAAGCAGGGAGAUCAGCAAGACCAUGGAGUACCUCAAGAGCUCCGUGGAGAAGCUGUUUAAGAGGAUCAACUGUGACGCCACCAAGAUCCUGGUGCAGCUCGGAGAGACGGGGAAAAUCACCGACAUCAACCUGAUGCAGUACUUCGCCAUCAUGGAGAAGAAGACCAAUGACCUCCUGCUCCUGGAGGCACACAGGCGCAUGCAGGACGCAACGAGGGUGGAGGUCGAGGUCCCACAGCCAUUCAUCAACCCUUUCUGGGGUGGCUCGGCCCUCCUCAGGCCCCCGGAGCCCGUCAAGGUCGUGCCCCCUGUGUUCGGCACCGACUCCUUCAGCGACAAGCUGGAUGACAUCGAACAUCCCCUGGACCACAGCAGCCUGUGGCAGAUUGUGCUGGACAACUAUGCCCUGAAGGAGAGCCGGCUGAAGGACGUGCGCACAGACAGCCUGCCCGAGAAGGGGGACGAGCAGAGGGCCAAGAGGAAGGUGACUGCCUGAGGCCCAGGGCCUCAUCUGUUCCAGUCCCAGAAAGAAUAAACCUUUUCGUUCUGUAGUAGCCCCAGGGCUUUUGCACACGCCGAGUGAGAGCGUGAGGCUGGGGGCGGGGGUUUGGGAACCACUUCUGGGACAGGGCUGGCCAGAAGGCUGUGUUUAGAAGAGGGGGAAGGGCUGUGUGAGUUCACUGUGGCCCCCAAGAGCCUUGAGAGAGGGCCCCAACAGCUGACCUUGCUAAGGCCAGCAUGCAAAGUGUGUGGCCCCAGUGUAGUCAAAACACUGAUCUGGAGACCCCGGGGCCACACAGGGUGCGACAGACAGGAACUAGGAGCCCAGGGGCUCAGGGUCUAUCUCUGUGUAUGUCCGUGUGUCUGAAUGGCUCGGUAUUUCUGUGUCUGUCUCUUGUGGUGAACGUGUCACUGCAGCCAUGUCCAGGGCGACUCCCUGUGGUCACCCUGACCAAGUGGCCUGAGUGCAGCCCAGACAUGGGUUCCCAGCCCCAGUGUCUCUGGAAGGACUAAGAGGCUGUGGGGGACGUGGAGGUGGCAGGGUGUGUGGCUCUGUCCCUCAGCUUUGCAAGGCCCAGUGCCAGGUAGCCAGGGGACUUCAUUGGUCACAGGGGUGGCUCUGGCCUUGGGCUCUUCUGGUGAUGGCACUGUCACCACUCCCGAGGGGGCUCAGACCCAAUGGCACCAUUGCCUUGUCCUAGCUCCCGAGUUCCGGGCUUUCUGGAAGCCCACUUCCCCUCCCUGGUUGUCCUUCAGGAAAUCCUCUCCCGUCCCCAGACCCCUUGUCAGAAGACGCUGAGUUCUUCUGACCUCAGCCCCAGCAGGACGUGAGUCCCGUGACCCUGGCUUGACGCUUGUCAGUUCUCUGGCAAAUGCAUGAAGUGUGUUCUGUUAGUCCUGUGGAGCUGGAAGACAGAGACACCCGAUUCUCACCAGGACUGCUGAGUGGACAGAGGAGAGAUGGGAGCCACUGCAGCCAUUUUGCCACCCUGAGAGCAGGGUCACAUGAAUGCAGGCAGAGCUGGGGAGAGGCUGCUUCUGCUCUGAACAUACAGCUCCAGCUCCUUGAUGCAGCUGUGCCUGAAGCCAUUGGACUUCUCAGCUACGUGAACCCACUUGUUUCUUUUCUUUUUUGGGGGGUGGGCAGCACUGAACCCGGUUUGAAUGCAGCCUUGCACUUGCUAGGUAAUUGCUAUACUGCUUGAGCCUUGUCCCCAGUGCUGUUUCUUGAGUUGGGAUUCUUGCAGCCGUAACAAACCUGAUGCUUCACCCUUGACUUUGGUCACUCAAAAUCUACAGUCAAGGAGAACCAAGGCCCUGGACCCCAGGCAGGGCCAGAAAUCAACAUUGCUGCCCCAAUAAGCCAGGAAAGACGCACAGACGACCUCUGUGUUAUCUGGAACCAGAAAUUACCUUCUAGUGACUAAUGACUGUGGUUUUUACCUAAUGAGCCAGGAGCAGAUGUGCGAGGCUC